This is a messenger RNA of Numida meleagris (helmeted guineafowl), 3943 nucleotides long. It is a transcript of the gene PNPLA6, whose product is annotated as patatin like phospholipase domain containing 6. Gene Ontology annotation, cellular component: endoplasmic reticulum. The record is from RefSeq and is a predicted model, not a curated record. Lineage: Eukaryota; Metazoa; Chordata; Aves; Galliformes; Numididae. Gene Ontology annotation, molecular function: phosphatidylcholine lysophospholipase A1 activity. Gene Ontology annotation, biological process: phosphatidylcholine metabolic process.
GUGCUGUGGGUGAUGUUCAGCCUCAGCUUCGCCAUCCUCUUUGCAGUUGCCGUCAUGGUGCUGGUCCGGCGGCUGCGCCUUAAGGAGGUGCCUGCCCAGGAGACACCCAAAUACCGCUUCCGAAAAAGGGACAAGAUGAUGUUCUACGGGCGCAAGAUCAUGCGCAAGGUCUCCCAGUCCACCUCCUCGCUGGUGGACAACACCAUUUCCAGCGCCUCCCGGCCCCGCAUGAAGAAGAAACUCAAAAUGCUCAACAUCGCCAAAAAGUUCCUGCGCAUCCAGAAGGAGCUGCCCACCCUGCAGCUGAAGGAGCCCCCGCCCUCGGUGCUGGAAGCCGACCUGACCGAAUUCGACGUGGCCAACUCCCACCUCCCCUCCGAGGUGCUCUACAUGCUCAAAAACGUCCGGGUGUUGGGACACUUUGAGAAGCCGCUGUUUCUGGAGCUCUGCAAGCACAUGGUUUUCCAGCAGUGCCAGCAAGGGGAUUACGUGUUCCGACCUGGGCAGCCCGACGCCAGCAUCUACGUGCUGCAGGACGGCAAGCUGGAGCUGCUCCUCACCGAGCCGGAUGGAAAGGAGACAGUGAUGAAAGAGGUGUUUCCUGGAGACAGUGUGCACAGCCUGCUCAGCAUCCUCGAUGUCAUCACGUCCAUCUCGCACGAGCCCAAGGAACGCAAGUCGGUGACGGUGGAAGAGCAGCCAUCAGGCAUCUACCGGUACAGCUGUGAGGAUGAGUCGGCUGUGGUGGACUGUCCCUUCGAGCCCUCCCAGGGCCGCCAAACCAGCGCCAUCUUCGAGGCUGCCAAGCAAGAGUUGGUCAAACUGAUGAAGGUGGAGGACCCUUCUCUGCUCAACAACCGUGUCUGGCUCCAUCAUGCCAAAGCUGGGACGGUUAUUGCCCGUCAAGGGGACCAGGACGUGAGCCUCCACUUUGUGCUGUGGGGCUGCCUACACAUCUACCAGAGGAUGAUCGACAAGGCCGAGGACGUCUGCCUCUUCCUGACGCAGCCCGGUGAGAUGGUGGGGCAGCUGGCCGUGCUCACUGGAGAGCCCCUCAUCUUCACCAUCAAGGCCAACCGCGACUGUACCUUCCUCAAGAUCUCCAAGUCGGACUUCUACGAGAUCAUGCGGGAGCAGCCCAGCGUGGUGCUGAGCGUCGCCCACACCGUGGUCACCCGCAUGUCACCCUUCGUGCGCCAAAUGGACUUCGCCAUCGAUUGGAUGGCGGUGGAAGCCGGCCGGGCGCUCUACAGGCAGGGUGACAAGUCAGACUGCACCUACAUCGCGCUCAACGGGCGCCUCCGCUCCGUCAUCCAGAAGGGCAGCGGCAAGAAGGAGCUCAUUGGGGAGUACGGCCGCGGGGACUUGAUCGGCGUGGUGGAAGCGCUUACCCGGCAACCCCGUGCCACCACGGUGCACGCGGUCCGGGACACGGAGCUGGCCAAGCUGCCUGAGGGCACCUUGAACAACAUCAAGCGUCGGUACCCUCAGGUUGUCACCCGUCUCAUCCACCUCCUGAGCCAAAAGAUCUUGGGAAACCUCCAGCAGCUCCGCGGUCCCUUCGCAGGCUCUGGUUUGGGCAUGGCCUCCAGCUCAGAGCCCACCAACCCCACCAGCAACUUGUCCACGGUGGCGGUGCUGCCGGUGUGUGACGACGUGCCCAUGGCUGCCUUCACCUUGGAGCUCAAGCACGCGCUGAAUGCCAUCGGUCCCACGCUGCUCCUCACCAGCGACAUCAUUCGCGCCCGACUCGGCUCCUCGGCACUGGACAGCAUCCACGAGUACCGCCUGUCAGGUUGGCUGGCCCAGCAAGAAGACAUCCAUCGCAUCGUGCUCUACCAAACUGACUUCACUCUGACGCCGUGGACCGUGCGCUGCAUCCGGCAGGCAGACUGCAUCCUCAUCGUUGGGUUGGGUGACCAGGAGCCAGCACUGGGAGUGCUGGAGCAGAUGCUGGAGAACACGGCGGUGCGCGCGUUGAAGCAGUUGAUCCUCCUCCACCGCGAGGAUGGUCCCAGCCCAUCGCGCACCGUUGAGUGGCUCAACAUGCGGAGCUGGUGCUCGGGCCACCUGCACAUCAAGUGUCCGCGCCGCGUCUUCUCCCGACGCAACCCCGCCAAGUUGCGGGAGAUGUACGAGAAGGUGUUCGCCAAGAGCGCCGACCGGCACAGCGACUUCUCCCGCUUGGCGCGGGUGCUCACUGGCAACACCAUCGCCCUCGUUUUGGGUGGCGGCGGAGCCAGGGGCUGCUCCCACAUUGGGGUGAUCAAGGCGAUGGAGGAGGCGGGGAUCCCCAUUGACAUGGUUGGUGGCACCUCCAUCGGCUCCUUCAUCGGCGCGCUGUACGCUGAGGAGCGCAGCGCUGUGCGCACCAAGCAGCGGGCACGCGAGUGGGCCAAGUGCAUGAAUUCGGUGUUUGCGACCGUCCUGGAUCUCACCUACCCCAUCACCUCCAUGUUUUCGGGCUCAGCCUUCAACGCCAGCAUCAACAAGGUUUUCCAGGACAAGCAGAUCGAGGACCUUUGGCUUCCCUACUUCAACGUCACGACAGACAUCACGGCCUCAGCCAUGCGGGUGCACACGGAUGGCUCGCUCUGGCGGUACGUGCGAGCCAGCAUGACCCUAUCUGGGUACCUGCCGCCCCUCUGCGACCCCAAGGACGGCAACUUGCUGAUGGACGGGGGUUACAUCAACAACCUGCCAGCUGACAUCGCCCGCAGCAUGGGUGCCAAGACGGUGAUCGCUAUCGACGUGGGCAGCCAGGACGAGACGGACCUGUGCAACUACGGGGACAGCCUGUCGGGCUGGUGGCUGCUCUGGAAACGCCUCAACCCUUGGGCUGAAAAAGUCAAGGUGCCCGACAUGGCAGAGAUCCAGUCGCGGUUGGCGUAUGUGUCGUGCGUGCGGCAGCUGGAGGUGGUGAAGUCCAGCUCGUACUGUGAGUACAUCCGUCCCCCGAUCGACCGCUUCAAGACGAUGGAUUUUGGCAAGUUCGACGAGAUCUAUGACGUGGGCUACCAGCACGGCAAGCUGGUCUUCGAUGGCUGGAGUCGAGGUGACAUCAUUGAGAAGAUGGUGAAAGACCGGCGCUCGGCUGACUUCUAUGAGAGCAAACGCAUGGAUGUGCUCACGUACCCCAGUGCUGGUUUCACGGACCUGGCAGAGAUCAUCUCCCGCAUUGAGCCCGCCAAGCCCUACCCAGCGGAUGGAUACGCGGAUGAGGAGUCUGACUACCUCACCGAGUACGAGGACGAGGGGCCGGAGCUGACGCGGGGUGAGGAGGAAGCGUUCGCCCCAACCGAGUGGCCCGGAGCCGGCGUGAUGGAGGCUGAGGACGAGAAGACCCUGCGGCACCGCCCCAGUCCGGCCCAGCCCUCCUCCACACCCCCCACCUGAGCCUGGAUGGCACCGAGGGACCCCAACAGCCCCCGGCCGCUGCCCCCGGCACUACCUCGCACGCCGGGGCCCCCCACCCCUCUUCGUGGCUGCUUCCCCAGCCAGGGCUCAGCCCCAUGGCACUUCCCACCCACCCAGGACUGUCCCCACCGCCGUCCCCAAGUUGGGGGGACACUGGGGCGCUCCGGGGACCUUCCUUUUCCCCCCAUCCUGCACUGUUGCACUGGCCCAAAUCCCCCCUCCGAGGCCCCGCGGUGGUGGGGAGGAACGACUGCUGUAUAUUUUCUUUCGGUUUUGUUCUGUUUUGUUUGGUAUGUUUUGUUUUUUUUUAAUUAUUGUUAUUUAAAAACGAACCCAGCGUUGUUUGUCCGGUCCAGGCGGGGGGUGACACGGGGACAGUCACCACCGGGUGACCCUCCCCAGCACCACUGCAGCAUGCGGUGCAGGGACACACCGGGGGGGGGAGCGUGGGGUGGGGGUAACAGGGAGGGCACGGGGACAGGGACAGAUGUGGAGACCCCUGGGGACACCUGGCACUGCCAUGGGA